This is a messenger RNA of Bipolaris victoriae FI3, 2070 nucleotides long. RefSeq lists its product as hypothetical. The transcript is spliced from 2 exons. Gene Ontology annotation, molecular function: protein binding. The coding region runs from base 1 to 2070 and encodes 689 amino acids. Lineage: Eukaryota; Fungi; Ascomycota; Dothideomycetes; Pleosporales; Pleosporaceae. The record is from RefSeq and is a predicted model, not a curated record.
AUGCUCGUGAGCCAGCAACCAUCGCUUGCAUUGCACGUCCGCAAAAAGUACGAUCACGCGGACAAGACCAUGUUCGAGGAUGCAAACGCGUGGGUUGCCCUGGCAAAGAUCUUCACGGACGUGCUGCGGGAUCCGAGCUUGACCACUACGUACCUGAUCGUCGACGCGCUAGACGAGUGCGUCACUGACCUGCCAAAGCUGCUUGACUUUAUCGCAAAGCAGUCGUCUGCCUCUUCUCGCGUCAAGUGGAUCGUCUCUAGCCGUAGCUGGCCAGAGAUAGAGGGACGCCUAGAGCAGACAGGCCACAAGCUCAGGCUGAGCCUUGAGCUAAAUGCAGCAUCUGUGUCGAUGGCGGUCCAAGUCUUUAUCGAUCAAAGAGUCUCUGAGCUCGCGCAGCAGAACAAGUACGACGAGCGGACUAAGCGCGCUGUACUCGAGCAUCUAGCAUCAAAUGCGAACGACACCUUCCUCUGGGUGGCGCUGGUGUGUCAGCACCUUCGAGCGACGGCAAAGCGAAACGUUCUGAGGAAGCUAGAAUUGUUCCCGCCUGGACUGAACGCCCUGUACGAGCGGAUGAUGCAGCAAAUUAGCAAGAUAGACGAUGCCGAGCUCUGCAAGCAGGUGCUAGCUGCGGUCGCACUUGUGUAUCGGCCAAUCACGCUCGAGGAGCUGGUGACCCUUGUCGAACCGCUUGAAGACGUAGCCGACGACUCAGAAUUACAGGAGAUCAUUGGCCUUUGCGGCUCGUUCCUCACUCUACGAGGGCAGACCGUGUACUUCGUGCACCAGUCAGCCAAGGACUUUCUCCUUACCGAGGCAGCGCAAGACGUUUUCCCAGUCGGACUGGAGGCCGCCCAUCAGGCCAUCUUCGCUAGAUCACUUCAAAUCAUGUUCACGACCCUGCGACGGGACAUGUAUAGCCUUAAAGCGCUAGGCACACCUAUAAACGACGUUAAAAUGCCUAAGCCAGACCCGCUAGCAGCGUUGCGUUACUCGUGUGUUCACUGGGUUGACCAUCUGUGCGACUCGAGCCCUACAGCUUCCGCAACCUAUGCAGAAUGUCUGCGAGAUAGAGGCGUUGUAGAUAGAUUCCUAAGGGAAAAGUUUCUGUAUUGGCUGGAGUCUCUCAGCCUUUGCAAGAGUAUGUCGAAAGGCGUAGUCUCGAUGAAGGAGGUACAGAUUCCCCUUCAGGCAUAUGGAUCUGCGCUGUUGUUUAGUCCAAAGCAGAGUUUAGUGAGGAGACUGUUUCAGCACGAAGACCCAAAGGGUAUCAUACUUAAUCCAGGCAUGAGCAACGGGUGGAGCGCGUGCCUGCAGACGCUCGAGGGUCAUAGCGAGGUGGUCACCUCCGUGGCCUUCUCGCACGACUCGACGCGGCUAGCCUCAGCGUCAUGGGAUAGGACUAUCAAGAUAUGGGAUGCGAGCAGUGGUGCGUGUAUACAGACGCUUGAGGGCCAUAGCGAGGCAGUCGCCUCUGUGGCCUUCUCACAUGACUCGAUGCGGCUAGUCUCAGCGUCGUGGGACAGCACUAUCAGGAUAUGGGAUGCGAGCAGUGGCGCAUGUCUGCAGACGCUUGAGGGUCAUAAUAAUCGGGUCAGCUCCGUGGCCUUCUCACACGACUCGAUGCGGCUAGUCUCAGCGUCUAACGACAGCGCUGUUAAGAUAUGGGAUACGAACAGCGGUGCGUGCCUGAAGACGCUUAAGGACUAUAGCAGUGGUGUUAUCUCUGUGGCCUUCUCGCACGACUCGACCCGGCUGGCAUCUGCGUCUGAUAACACUGUUAAGAUCUGGGAUGCGAGCAGCGGCGCGUGCCUGCAGACGCUCGAGGGCUAUAGCGAGCGGGUUAGCUUAGUAGCGUUCUCGCACGACUUAACACGGCUAGUGUUAGCGUCGGGGGAUAACACUGUUAAGAUAUGGGAUGUGCGCAAUGAUAAGCACGUGCAGACGCCUAGAGGUUAUAGCAAUGAUGUUAAUUUAAUGACCUUCUCACAUGACUCGACACAGCUAGCAUCUGGGUUAAAGGACUGCACUAUUAAGAUCUGGGAUGCGAGCAGCGGUGCGUGCCUUUAG